Caenorhabditis auriculariae is the source of this 258-nucleotide messenger RNA. Lineage: Eukaryota; Metazoa; Nematoda; Chromadorea; Rhabditida; Rhabditidae. The record is from the annotation of a GenBank genome assembly.
AUGGGAAGGACCUCGCGAGCCGGACCGACGAGAAAGGCGAAAAUCUUGGGCUCCAAGGCGGAGUGCUCUCUGGCAGUCUGCGCACCUCCUUACAGCCUCGUCCUCCUCCUCCUCGUUCUCAUCGAAUCGAUCGCUGUGAGUUUGAGUGCGCGAACGCUCACGCAUUAGCACAAGCAACACGGAACGCGGUGCCCGCCAGCUGCACACUCCGCCUUCCAAACAGCUGAGAAAACAACCGUCAACCCGGCCUUACUAUAA